AUGGCUCCAAUAUCAAUUAAAGAACCUAAAAAGCUCACUAAGACAAAGGCUAGAGUCGUUGAUUCUUUAAGCGUAAGUAAUAUUAUUGACACAUAUGAAUCGCCAAAUCCUGCCAGUCAAAUUAGUGAGGAGAGAUCUCACACUAAUUUUGAUGUUGUUAAGAUGCAUCAAUUCUUGGAAGGUUCAGUUGAAAAAUCCAAUUUGAUUUUGAGUUUAUACAAAUCAAUUGAAAGAGAUCCAAUCUUACAAACCAAUUUUGAGCACUAUGAUCUUGGAUAUAAGGAUGAAAGAGCUUUAGUAGCUCUGAGAAUUGACAGAAUGGCUAGAUAUCUUGAAAUUGAAGAUUCUAAAAAAUUCUUGAGACGUUUGAAUUUAAUGACUGUUAUUGAUCCUUCAAUGGGUAUCAGAAUUGCUGUUAACUUGGGUCUUUUCUUACAUUGUAUCAAAGGUAAUGGUACGGAUGACCAAUUCAACUAUUGGGCACAUCAUGAAGAAGCUGCUUCCAUUAAAAAAUUAUAUGGUUGUUUUGGUAUGACUGAAUUGGGUCAUGGUUCUAACGUUGCUGGUUGUGAAACUACUGCUACUUUUGAUAUUGAAAGAGAUGAGUUUGUCAUUGAUACACCUAACAUUAGUGCAACUAAAUGGUGGAUUGGUGGUGCAGCUCAUUCUGCCACUCAUACUGUUUGUUAUGCCCGUUUGAUUGUUAAGGGUAAAGAUUAUGGUGUUAAGACUUUUAUUGUUCCAUUAAGAGACUCUCAACACAACUUAUUACCUGGUGUCGCUAUUGGUGAUAUCGGUGCAAAGAUGGGAAGACAAGGGGUUGACAAUGGUUGGAUUCAAUUUUCUGAUGUUAGAAUCCCUCGUUAUUAUAUGUUGCAAAGAUGGUGUAAGGUUGAUAAGUUUGGUAAUGUCUCUUUACCACCAUUGGAACAAUUAUCUUACAUUAGUUUGUUACAAGGUAGAGUUGGUAUGUCUACUGAUUCUUACAGAAUUGGAGCUAGAUUUAUUACUAUUGCUUUAAGAUAUGCUGUUGGUAGAAGACAAUUCAAGAAGGAUCCUUCUGAUAAGUUAGAAUCCAAAUUAUUAGACUAUACUUUACACCAGAGAAGAUUAAUUCCAUAUUUGGCUUUAACUUAUGCUAUGGCUGUUGGUACUGACAGAUUAGAAAAACAACAUGAUAUUGUUUUAGAAGAAUUAGAACAAGCUCUUAAGGCUAACAGUCAAACUUUGAUUAACAAAUCUUUAAUUGAUACCAAGGCUUUGUUCAUUGAUUCUGCUUCUGUUAAAUCUACUUUAACUUGGUUAGCAGCCGAUUUAAUCAAUGAGGCAAGACAAGCAUGUGGUGGACAUGGUUAUUCUUCUUACAAUGGUUUUGGAAAGACUUACAGUGAUUGGGUAGUUCAAUGUACUUGGGAAGGUGAUAACAAUGUCUUAGGUAUUGCCGCAGGUAAGACCAUUAUUAAG
Messenger RNA from Scheffersomyces amazonensis, 1464 nucleotides. Its product is annotated as acyl-CoA dehydrogenase/oxidase C-terminal. NCBI's taxonomy places the organism in Eukaryota, Fungi, Ascomycota, Pichiomycetes, Serinales, Debaryomycetaceae. Gene Ontology annotation, molecular function: acyl-CoA oxidase activity; FAD binding; fatty acid binding. Gene Ontology annotation, biological process: lipid homeostasis; fatty acid beta-oxidation using acyl-CoA oxidase. The record is from RefSeq and is a predicted model, not a curated record. The transcript has a single exon. Gene Ontology annotation, cellular component: peroxisome. The annotation marks the transcript as partial.